AUGCUUUCUCUACAAUCUCCAGUCGAGCUACCUCUACCCCUAAUUGUACCUCCUGAUGGUUACGCAGCAACUAGCAGACUCAUCGGAAUCCCAGAGGGCUUUCUUGAAACUAUUCAACCUCUAAUCGAAGACGGCUGUAUUAGUGUACGCAGAAAUGAAUCGGCCUUUGAAGCUCCGUUUAAUGGAAUGUGGGUAGGACAUUUUAGAAACGGGAUGGAUUCAAAGUUCGUACCCACGAGUAGUCGUCUUUCUUUGAAGAGCUACGGUCUGAACCCAACGGAAAUUAAUAUUGAUAAACUUGCUAGAGAAGCUGGCGUCCUACCGGCUACUGUUAGUCGCGUAAUGCUUCAGAAGAACGGCCAGCCCCUUGGUAUUGGAAUAGUCGCAGCUAAGCCUGAAGGCAAUGCUCCAUAUGGAAUAUAUAUCCGUCAUAUAGUUCCAGAGAGCGUAGCAGCACGAGACGGCCGUUUAGAAUAUGGCGAUCAGAUCCUUGCUAUUGCCAACUCGUCUCUAGUUAACUGCGACCAAUCGGAGACCGCUGUGGCUAUUUUGGCACGUAUUACGAAUACCGUUCAUCUUGUGGUUGCUAAGAGGGCAGCACAGGCAAGGGGUAUAAUCAACUUAAUCAAUUCUGCUCAAAGUGGACGACCCCUACCAAAUCCUAUGAGUCGUUCCAAUGUUUCUCUCAACAGAACCACUUCACUGAAUCAUGUUAAUAUCGAUGAUAUUGACGAUGAUGAUGACGACGAUGAUGACAGUGAAGACGUUGGAGCAAAGUUUGGUUCAAGAAUGUCGCUUGGAAAUUCCGCCUCUCAAAACUCUAUAUUCCCUCCCAGAAGCACGGAAAUUUUCUCCAACACCAGAGGAAAUAACCCAUCAAGGAUACGUCAAUUUGACGUCUCCUCCGAUGAAAUCACCAGCGAAGAAGGUAGCGAUGAGGUUUGGCAGCAGAAUGAGAAAGCGUUGAAUCAUAACCACAAAACUUCUAAUGAAAGACCAUCACCGCCCAAUGAAAGCCAUUCUUUCCAGCCAUCGCCGGCUAGUGUCCAGGGCUCGCUUGAUAAUUACAAGUUCCGAUCGCAACAGGAUCUUAGAUCAGCCGGCCUUUCUGGUGCUAUAUCUAACGCCACUGGCGACAUCAUUCAAGGUUCAUCAGACUGGAAUGAGGUCGCUAGACACAAUGCCGAAGUCAUCGAUGAUAGGGAAAACAGACGGAUUUCUCCAACUCUUUCCUCUCUCUCCUCAACAAAAUCUAUUAUUACUCAGGAGGAAAAGAAAGGUCCAUUAACUAUCUCCAAGCCAUUGCAAGAGGGUGUCUAUACAAAUGCCUCGGAAAUGACUUCUGGCAGCGACGAUCAACUUAUGAGCGUGAAGCAGCAAAUUUCGUCUGGAAACCGGGUCAACACUGCUGAGAAGAAUACUUCCCCAUUGAACAUGUCACCUGCUAAAAGUGUUACUGAUAAGGCAAUGCAGACAAUUAUAGAAACUACAAACGUGAUCGAUGAAACGGAGACUAAGAAGAGUUCUUCCCAAGUUUCUCUCCAGGCAUCAGCGGUUCAAACUGAACCUAUUCAAAGUUUUCAAAUAUCCGAACAAAUUUCGACAUAUACGCCUCCACUGAAUAGGUUACCAAUGAUAAGGCACCCUGACACCAGUCAAACUUCGUCUACCCCAAAUCCACCCGUAACAGGAAGAGUUCAAGUUGAAGACGUUACAAAAGCUGUUGUCAAUCCAUAUGUUGGAAGAUUUCAACAACAACAACGUCAGCUGUCAUCAAGAAGCCUUCCAAAAGUUGAAUUACUAACCACAUCGUCCUCUUAUUCGGAUUUACGAACGCCCUACUCGACAGCUUCAGUAAAUACAGAUGCACGAGCUGAGCCCAGCACCAUUCAAUCGGGAGUAACCUAUUGGUCCUCUCAGACAGAUUUGGCUUAUACAGAAAUAUCACCUCCUCCAGAACCGACAGCUGAUUUUCCCCAAUACCACCCACCAGAAAGACUCGAACCAUCCGAACUCGCCAUUAAGUUUGGUGAUGUGGGGACCCCAAAAAGGUAUCAGAAGGAACGCUCACCCACAUCCCCUUCAGCUUCAUUGAGUGUGUUUGGACCUCCUGCAAGCCGGUAUAUGCCAGAGAGAAAUAGUAGUCGAGAUACUUCCCCACUUAGAAUAGAUCUUAUUCAAAAAUCAAGAGAGUUGACAACGUCGAAUCAAAUGCUUCGGUCAAGUAGCCUGAACCGUUUUGGACAACAGGAGCCAGUUGAUAACCAAUCAAGGCAGUUGCAAGAGUUGUCGGGAGAAAUUCGUCGAUUGGAGGAUGCCGUUGCAGCAAAUCCGAACGUGGAUUUGGUGCGUGACUUGGAUAGACUGCGAGUGGAAUAUCGAUUCCAACUUCAAUUGAAUGAUAGAGGUCGAACAAGAUCGCUUACUGCGCCGUAUAUGCGAUCUCCGGAUGUUGUAAGUUCCAGGCAAACAUCUUCAAAUAUUGCUCCUUCAAAUGCUACGAUAAACAGACCGAUGGUACCGAAUAUUUCAUCGAUUAAUGGAUCAAAAUCUAAGUCUAUGGAUGACUAUGCAAAUGAAAGAUUGGAGGCCAUUCGAAUGCAGGAACAAAGAUCUCGUUUAUACGAGGAAAGCUUCAAUUCCAAACCUGAUUCCGAUUACAAGUCCAAUAAGCGCAUUUUUACCUCGCCUCCACUUUCAUCUGUUCCGCCGAUGCAGCCAAAAUACACCUAUCAGGUUGAAUCAGGGCCCUUGUAUGAUGAAAUUACUUCAAUUACUGCUCCACCAAUUACACCGCGCUUUACUCAAACAAUCCGCCAACCUUCACCUUCCACUGCUAAUUCAUUCUCCGAGCAUCGGGAACCCUCAUUUUCUAGAGGAGCUGAGUUAAGGGCUAGUAGGAAAUCAGUCACUUUCGACACUAAUUUGGAAUCCGUGACUCUCUACUCCCCACAUUCAACUCCACCAGACAAGUCAACCGGAAAAACCGAUCAAACAAGACGACCUGUGGCUCGUGCUGAAAAUCAACCCAUCACACGUAUUAACCAACAGCCGACUAAUGCGAAACGAGAUUUUGGCUUCAAACCGAGUGUAACACAGCCCGAAAACGCAGAGAAUCUGUCAUUUAAGGAUAAAAUGGCCUUUUUCGCAAAAGCGAUUGGAGACGACAUGCCGAAAGAUCGUUUCAAGGCAUCGCAAAAGGAGCGUCAGAUAAUGAAUAGUCUUGCACGCUGA
Molecule: messenger RNA, 3234 nt
Organism: Rodentolepis nana
Lineage: Eukaryota; Metazoa; Platyhelminthes; Cestoda; Cyclophyllidea; Hymenolepididae
Source: the annotation of a GenBank genome assembly